This is a messenger RNA of Toxotes jaculatrix (banded archerfish), 1878 nucleotides long. Its product is annotated as dnaJ homolog subfamily B member 9-like. Gene Ontology annotation, molecular function: protein-folding chaperone binding; misfolded protein binding. The transcript has 3 exons. Gene Ontology annotation, cellular component: endoplasmic reticulum. NCBI's taxonomy places the organism in Eukaryota, Metazoa, Chordata, Actinopteri, Toxotidae. Bases 131 to 820 code for a protein of 229 amino acids. The record is from RefSeq and is a predicted model, not a curated record.
CUCAGGAAUGCAGCUCGUCAACAACUGUUAGCUUUCGUUUCGCAUCAGCUGGAGCUGUCGGCGGCUGAUAGAAGUGGCCACGGGCUGUCUGUCACUGUUUCCAGCCACAGAGGUGCCAAAAACCAACAGUAUGGCCACAGCGCAGUCUGUGUUGCUGCUAGCAGUGCAUGUUCUGCUGAUCUCUGAGUUCAUCCUGGCCAAGAGAGACUACUACGACAUACUGGGGGUGCCCAAAGAUGCCACUGAGCGCCAGAUCAAGAAGGCCUUCCACAAACUGGCCCUGAAAUACCAUCCUGACCGAAACAAGGGCACAGACGCUGAGGCCAAGUUCAGAGAAAUAGCAGAGGCAUAUGAGACCUUAUCAGAUGACAAGAGGAGACGAGAGUAUGACCAAUAUGGCCAUGGCCCUUCUCCAGGGGAGGGCCAUAGAGGAGGAGGCAGAGGAGGUGGCAACUACAACUUCAACCAGCACUACCAGUCCUUCAACUUUGAUGACAUUUUCAAAGACUAUGACCCUUUUGGUCAGCAACAACGACACCAACACCACUUUCACUCCCAUUCCCAAAAUCAAAAGAGACACUUUGACAGCCACUUCCAGGCCCACCGGGAGACUAUGAACAGGCAGAGGAGACAGUUUCAGCAGGGAGGCUUCGGUGGAGGACUCUUUGACGAUAUGUUUGAGGACUUGGAGAAGAUGUUCUCCUUUAAUACGCACAGUUCCAGGACUGACAGCAGAUUCCAGAGCUCGGGAAAGCAGCACUGCAGGACAGUGACCCAGCGUAGGGGGAACAUGGUGACCACCUUCACUGACUGCUCCUGAGACAAGCCGAAAACAGUGCUCUACAAAGUGCAGCCACUUGGAAUUGAUUGCUAAUUUAUCACUUGGUGGAACAGAGAAUGGUUUUUGUGUGGCUUUUGUAAUUUUCUGUGUGUAAUUUCCUCUAGGAACAAAUAUCCGUGCUGGCCUGAUAAACGGCUGUUUCCAAGCAAUAACUCACUCACAUUACUGCUCACAGUUCAGUAAUAAGUCUUCAGUUCUCUCAGAUACCUCCCCAUUAUUUAGCUUUCCAGGUUUGUUUACUUGUGUUCAGUUUUUUUAAAGGUACAAUCUACUAGACUCAGGUAUGGCCUAUUUAAAUGAAAAAGACUAUUUCUUUCUUUUGUGAGCAGUGAGGCAAUAAGAUUUACCAAACAUCAGUUGUGACAUUGUGAAACAUUCAUUCUACAGCUGAUUAGGCCAUACUAUUGUCAUGCUGUCUACAACAUGAACCUUUUGCUACUAUAAAACCAGACUAUGCUGAACUUAGCAUUAUGUACUGCUAGAUUUGUACAUGUAAUUUCUUGGUUUUUAUUCAUUAGCUUUAAGAUUCAAUUACAUAGCUAAAGUAAUACAAAUUUGGAUUUAUAGCACUUGCAUCAAAAUUUGCUGUGAAAAUGGAGCUUCACAGAUGUGUGCAAGUUUGCCAUUAUCAACUGUUACCUCGUUUUAGUGUGUUUCUACAGUUGCAUCUACCUUUACUAAGUCAGGGUAGGAAAAUAACAUCAGUCCCAUGACAAAUGCUGGUAAACUUAGCCACGUGCUAAUGUCUGUGUACUCUCUCAGCUGUUUUGUAACCAGUUGUUUUGAUGGUUACAUUUGCCAGUGAAGCUGAAUGGUCUGAAAAGUUAAGUUUCCUCAACUGAUCAUAAUGUGCAAUAUUUAGCACCUUUGCUCUUCAUGUUGCCUAUGGUUCAUAGACAGUGCUAUGUUAAUUUCAUUGUCUAAUGUCGGCACUUUUUGAGUGUAUGUGUGUGUGUGUGUGUUUGUCUGCUCACUGAGAGUGCCCUGAAUGUUGAUUGGUUGCAUAAUGUUUGAAGAAUGAAUAAAAAGUUACAAGA